Molecule: messenger RNA, 2933 nt
Organism: Sorex fumeus (smoky shrew)
Lineage: Eukaryota; Metazoa; Chordata; Mammalia; Eulipotyphla; Soricidae
Gene: FGR
Product: FGR proto-oncogene, Src family tyrosine kinase
Exons: 13
Coding region: 160-1743 (527 amino acids)
Biological process (GO): cell surface receptor protein tyrosine kinase signaling pathway; cell differentiation; protein phosphorylation
Cellular component (GO): extrinsic component of cytoplasmic side of plasma membrane
Molecular function (GO): non-membrane spanning protein tyrosine kinase activity; ATP binding; signaling receptor binding
Source: RefSeq, a predicted model, not a curated record
CACAGGGAGUCUUACAGGGGGUCUCCCCCAGGUUACCUUCUGACUUGAGCUUUCCCCUGAGGUGGAACUCGGAGCCUGUUCUGGCGGUCUCAGGCGCCUCCCAAGGACCAUGCCACAGCCCCACUGACCCAGGAGUAGGGGCCUGAGGGGGCACCCGGAAUGGGCUGUGUGUUCUGCAAGAAGUCGGAGACGGAAUCCAAGCAGGAUGCUGACCUGGAAGGGGACUUCAGGGACUCGGGGGCUGCUGACCGCUAUGGUCCCGACCCGACUCAGGCCAAGCCUGUGUCCUCCUUUACCCACACCCACAACCAGAACAGCUUCUCCCCUCAGUCUGCCGGGACCCCCUUCCUCGAUGGGGGCAACCUCAGGGGCAUCUCAGGGACUGGAGUGACCCUGUUCAUCGCCCUCUAUGACUACAAUGCCCGGACAGGCGAUGACCUCACUUUCACUAAAGGUGAAAAGUUCCACAUCCUCAACAACAUCGAGGGUGACUGGUGGGAGGCCCGAUCCCUCAGCUCCGGAGAGACUGGCUUCAUUCCCAGCAACUACGUGGCCCCUGUGGACUCCAUCCAGGCUGAAGAGUGGUACUUUGGAAAGAUCGGCAGGAAGGAUGCUGAGAGGCAGCUGCUCAGCUCAGGCAACCCCCAGGGGGCCUUUCUCAUCCGGGAGAGCGAGACCACCAAAGGCGCCUACUCGCUGUCUAUCCUGGAUUGGGACGAGACCAGGGGCGAGCACGUGAAGCAUUACAAGAUCCGCAAGCUGGACGUGGGAGGCUACUACAUCACCACGCGGGCGCAGUUCGACACCGUGCAGGAGCUGGUGCAGCACUACAUGGAGGUGAAUGACGGCCUGUGUCACCUGCUCACGGCCCCCUGCACCACCAUGAAGCCACAGAUGCUGGGCCUGGCGAAGGACGCCUGGGAAAUCAGCCGCGAUUCCAUUACGCUGGAGCAACGGCUGGGCACCGGCUGCUUCGGGGACGUGUGGCUGGGUUUAUGGAAUGGUACCACGAAGGUGGCCGUGAAGACGCUGAAGCCGGGCACCAUGGCUCCGAAGGCCUUCCUGGAAGAGGCGCAGAUCAUGAAGCUGCUGCGUCAUGACAAGCUGGUGCAGCUGUACGCAGUGGUAUCCGAGGAGCCCAUCUACAUCGUGACCGAGUUCAUGUGCAACGGUAGCCUGCUGGAUUUCCUCAAGGACCAGGGAGGCCAGGCUUUGAGCCUGCCCCACCUGGUGGACAUGGCAGCCCAGGUAGCAGAGGGCAUGGCCUACAUGGAACGCAUGAACUACAUCCACCGAGAUCUGAGGGCUGCCAACAUCCUGGUGGGCGAGCGGCUGGUGUGCAAGAUCGCGGAUUUUGGGCUGGCCCGUCUCAUUGAGGAUGAUGAAUACAACCCACGACAAGGUGCCAAGUUCCCCAUUAAGUGGACGGCCCCAGAGGCUGCCCUCUUCGGCAGAUUUACCAUCAAGUCGGAUGUGUGGUCCUUUGGGAUUCUGCUCACUGAGCUCAUCAGCAAGGGCCGAGUCCCUUACCCAGGCAUGAAUAACCGCGAAGUGCUGGAACAGGUAGAGCACGGCUACCAUAUGCCGUGUCCCCCCGGCUGCCCGGAAUCCCUCUACGAGGUCAUGGAGCAGACGUGGCGUCUGGACCCUGAGGAGAGGCCAACCUUUGACUACCUGCAGUCCUUCCUGGAGGACUACUUCACCUCCACAGAACCCCAGUACCAGCCUGGGGACCAGACAUAGCUUGUCUGGCACCAACCACCUCUCUAGGGCCUCCCUGGAGCCCUCUCCAUUCUCCAGGCUCUGAUCCCAGGUCCUCAGGCUUAGAACCCUAUAGCAUCUUGGCUAGAAUGAAUCAAAGGCAACCCACUCUUUUUUUUUUUUGGGGGGGGCAUUUUCCACAGUGCUCAGGGGUACUCCUGGCUCUGUACUCAGGGGUUGCUCCUGAUAGUUGUCAAAGGACCAAGCAGCCCCGGGAUCAAACCCAGGUCUCACCCCUGCAAAGCCUGCACUCUGGCACAUAAGACUGUUUCUCCCUCCCAACCCACUCACUUUAAAGAUGAAGCAAACCAAGAUCCAGAGACCAUCUCUUCUCUAUUCCAACCCCAAACACUGUCUCUCUCCCUCCUACUUAAGCCUCUAUAUGCUUCCUGCCUUCCUGCCCCAUCCUCUUGCCUUCCUUCUCCAUGGCUCUCUCUCCUUACCCCAAAACAGAGAGAGAAAGAGAGAGAGAAAGAGAGAGAGAGAGAGAGAGAGAGAGAGAGAGAGAGAGAGAGAGAGAUGCUCAAAUUUUUUUCACUUAUUUAUAAAAUAAAAAGGUAAAGGCCCUCCCAUUGAUCGUCGAUUUGCUCGAGCGGGCCCAGUAACGUCUCCAUUGGAGACUUUGUUGUUACUGUGUCUGGCAUAUCGAAUACUCUCGGUAGCUUGCCGGGCUCUCCGAGAGGGGCGGAGGAAUCGAACUCGGGUCGGCCAUGUUGGCUGCUUGUAAGGCGAACGCGCUACCGCUGUGCUAUCACUCCAAUAUCUCUUUGGGGGCUGGAAUGAUAGUACAGUGGGUAGGGUGCUUUGCCUGUACACAACCGACCCUGGUUCGAUCCCCGGCACCACAUAGGAUCCCCCAAACCCUCCAGGAGAGAUCCCUGAGCGCAGAUCCAGGAGUAAACCCUGAGUACUGCCAAGUGUGGGCCUCAAACACAUGCUGUCUCUUCUCCUUCACUGUCUCCAAUACCUUCUUUCCUACCCCAUCAUCCUCCCUGUCCAGACCCUCCUGGAGUUCCCCUCCAGCCCAACACUCCCGUGUCUGCCGUUCCAGCCAGGGUACUCUGUUGCUUUCUUGCUGUGUGUGGGCAGGUGAGGGUCCAAGAUUUGGGGGUACCUUGCUGAGGGCUCACCACCUCUCUGAGUCAUGUGUGGUUAUUGAGUUUGUAAAUAAG